Venturia canescens is the source of this 2653-nucleotide messenger RNA. RefSeq names its product innexin 3 (gene Inx3). The transcript is spliced from 5 exons. Bases 328 to 1518 code for a protein of 396 amino acids. Gene Ontology annotation, biological process: phototransduction. Gene Ontology annotation, molecular function: gap junction channel activity. The record is from RefSeq and is a predicted model, not a curated record. Lineage: Eukaryota; Metazoa; Arthropoda; Insecta; Hymenoptera; Ichneumonidae. Gene Ontology annotation, cellular component: plasma membrane; gap junction.
GAGAGCGUAGCUCGACGCAGCGUCGACGCAGUCAGUCGUUCCCGAGUCUUUCAGCGGGCCCCGUUGGCGCGCGUUUUUACGGCUCCCGCAACAGUCCCUCGAUUAUUACCUUUCUAAACAAUUAUCCGUCUCUCUCGAAUCUCGCUGUUCGCGUUCGUUUUUCCUUCCAUUACCAUUUGGUUUUCACUACUUUCUCGUGUGCGAGUAUACGGCCGAGUUUAAAACGCGCUCUAGCUUAAAAAUCGUGCUCUGAAAGAUCGUGCAAGGAUUUAACGGAAGAUCGACUAACCAAGGACUACGCGAAGCAAGUUGAGAGGAGAAUAGAGGAUGGCGGUAUUCGGACUGGUGUCGGCGGUCGCCGGUUUCGUAAAAGUACGAUACCUCAUAGACAAAGCGAUAAUAGACAACAUGGUGUUCAGAGCUCACUACAGAAUCACAUCUGCGAUAUUGUUCGCCUGUUGCAUCAUAGUGACCGCGAACAAUCUCAUCGGUGACGCGAUAAACUGCAUAUCGGACGAAGCGGUGCCGAGACACGUGAUGAACACUUUCUGCUGGAUAACGUACACGUUCACGAUGCCCGGGAAUCAGGAUAAAGCGGUCGGGACCCACGUGGCGCAUCCGGGUCUGGGAACCGACGACGGCGAGAAAAUCUUCCACUCUUAUUACCAGUGGGUGCCGUUUAUGCUCUUCUUCCAAGGGAUCCUCUUCUACUUGCCUCACUGGAUGUGGAAGCAGUGGGAAGAGGGCAAAGUGCGAAUGAUCUCGGAGGGUAUGAGAGGAGCUCUGGUCGAGAGCAAGCAGGAGAGACAAGCGCGGGCUACGAAGCUCGUUCAGUACAUCGUCGAGACUCUGCAUUUGCACAACAGCUACGCCGCGGGAUAUUUCUGCUGCGAGGCUCUCAACUUCGUCAACGUCGUCGGCAACAUAUUUUUCGUCGACACUUUCCUCGGCGGUGCUUUCCUCACGUACGGCACGGACGUCGUCAAGUUCAGCAACAUGAAUCAGGAACAACGCAGCGAUCCGAUGAUCCAAGUCUUUCCCCGCAUCACCAAAUGCACCUUCCACAAAUUCGGAGCCUCCGGGACCAUCCAGAAGCUCGACGCACUGUGCGUCCUCGCGCUCAACAUACUCAACGAAAAGAUUUACAUUUUCUUGUGGUUCUGGUUCAUCAUUCUCGCCGUCAUGUCCGGUGUCGCGCUGCUUUACAGCAUGGCCGUCGUUUUGUUGCCCAGCACCCGCGAAACCAUCCUCAAAAAACGAUUCAAGUUCGGCACACCCUCCGGCGUGAGCGCCCUCGUACGCGAAACUCAGGUCGGAGACUUUUUGCUCAUUCAUUUGCUCGGCCAGAAUAUGAACAUGAUGGUUUUCAACGAGGUCUUGGACGAAUUGAGCAGACGUCUCCACGUCGGUUCGAGCAGCGGAGCUUCGCCGGCCUCCAUGCCAUCGGCGCCCUCGACCCUCGAAAUGUCACCGAUUUAUCCGGAGAUCGAAAAGUUCUCGAAAGACACGGAGAUUUGAGUGAGGAGUCUCGUCGCAUAUUGUGAUAACGGCACUUUCGUGCGUGACAAAAAAAAGAGAUACGAUAGGGGUGAAGGGAGGAGGAGGAGGGAUUGACUCGAAACGAGCGAAAAUGAUUCGCGUUACUCGCCCAAACUCGAAACUAAGGAAACGGCCUGAUCGGAGAUCGUUACUUUAUAGCCGAAAAGUAUAAAAUUAUGCGAUAACGUGGCAAGCGUUGUUUACGUAUGAUCGAAUGUCCGAAAGGACAAACUGGUGCAAUUGACGUCUCAUCGGAUAUUAUCGCGAUCCGAAUAUUGUCACACAUCCAUGUUAAUUCCAAAUAUUUUGUUUUCCCCCGUCGAGCGUCGCCGAUCAUUAAUAAUAAUGAUAGAGAGCAGGGCGCAGGGAACAUUCCCAAGUUUACGAGAUUUAGGCAUUUUCUUCCGCGAGCCAGUUAUUAUUUUAGUCCCUUGACAAAAGUACAUUCCGUCCAGGGCCUCGAAUAAGAUUAAAUAAAUAUAUGUAUAUCACGAUAUAUAUAAAUAUGUUGUAACUUUGUUGGAAUUGCGUGUAGUGCUCGGAUCGGCAGAGUCGAUAAUACGGAUCCGCACGUAGGAAGCGCGGCCUGCGCGAUAGUAGCGUAGCGAUAGUUGCUCAACAUAAAAUCAAAUAGAAAUAAUCCAUGUGCCAAGUAACGAGUGCGCGAAUUAGAGUAAGGAAAUGCUUGAGAAACGUUUUGCUGAGAACGAUUCCAACGUUCGGCGAAGGCCGCAGCAACUUUAUCCGCACCGUUCGUUCGGUCGAGCGUGAUUUUUUUCCACCCCGAGUUGUCAACCUCCGUAAAAUUUUAUAAAUAAUAAUGAUAGGCAUGGUACAUAGAGCUGUGUGCAAUUGAAAGGCCUCUCGUCUCGAAUUGGCGCUUGAAUGUACGCGCGAUAAGCUUCGGCUUCGUUUAAACUAUUUUCAGCGAUUUAAAUUAGGUAAUAUAAGCACGGACGAUGCGAAAAAAAUGUUGAGAGAUCGGGCCGAAGGAGCUCCUUGAGAUUCGACGAGAAAUCGGCCGACGAACGCAUCGUCGUUUGUGAUUGUAGAACGUAGAUACGAAAAGUCAACGAAAUAAAUGAAUAGCUGAAUAAACAAACGAUUAGAGAAA